GGGUGCAGUGGGAGAACGCUUAAGAUAGUGACAGAGGCAGAGGUGUUCGCUGUUGCACAAUAGUGCCAGAGGCUGCUGGCAAGAGGGAGGGAGAGAGGCAUCAUGGCAGCACUCUCUGCAUCAUCACGACACAUGGGGAUGUUUGGCUGCUGCUGGUGAACACUGGGAUGCAGAGUGGAGGACUUCCUGGAAACCAAAGGCAAGCCGAGGAAACAGGUGCAACCAGUGAGAGGAGCCACAUGAUGAGUGGGAUCCUGAAGAGGAAGCUUGAGGAGGGCCCGUCCCCCUAUCUGUCCCUGCAAAGGUCUGACGAUGAGGUCUCCUGCAGCGACAGCGGCAACAGCAGUGACAGUCUCAACCACCCCGUCCCCUCCGGGCUGCUGGACUCCACUCUCCAGCAGCCUUCGAAGCGACUGCGUGGUCGCAACGUGCACUUUGAGAAUGUGACGGUCUACUACUUCAACCGCCGGCAGGGGUUCACCAGUGUGCCCACGCAGGGGGGCAGCACCUUGGGGAUGUCACCACGCCACAGCGGGGUGAAGCAUUUCACCCUCAGGGAGUUUGCCAUGGAGCAGAAACUGAGCCACCGGAACAUGCUGAGGGAUCAUCUCAAAGAGGAAAAACUCAAUGCCAUCAAACUCAAACUGACCAAGAAUGGCACUGUGUCAUCCGUGGAGGCGGAUACCCUGACGCUGGAUGACAUCUCCGAAGAUGACCUUGAUGUGGACAACACGGAGGUGGAUGAUUACUUCUUCCUCCAGCCUCUGACUACCAGGAGGCGGCGCACCCUGCUCCGUUCCUCGGGGGUCCGACGCAUCGACGUGGAGGAGAAGCACGAGCUGCGUUCCCUCCGCAUGUCGCGAGAGGAGUGUGGGUGCCGCUGCCGGGGGAUAUGUGACCCAGAGACCUGUGCCUGCAGCCUGGCCGGCAUUAAGUGCCAGGUAAAUGGAACUGUGGUGGACCGCAUGUCCUUCCCCUGCGGCUGCACCAAAGACGGCUGCAGCAACAACACGGGACGCCUGGAGUUCAACCCGGUCCGGGUGCGCACCCACUUCCUGCACACCAUCAUGAAGCUGGAGCUGGAGAAGAGUCGAGAGGAACAGCAGCAUCAGCAGCAGCAGCAGCAGCAGCAGCCGGAGCAGCAGCUUGUAACCAAUGGCAACGGUUACCAUGGCGACUCCUCCUUAGUCCAACAUCAGCAGCAGCAGCAGCAGCAGCAGACGAACCUGCAGUUUCCAUUGAUGAGUGGCACACAGCACAUUCCCAUCAUGCACCUCCAAAACACAGGCGACACCAAUUCACAUAUAGAUGAAGAGGAGGAAGAGGAGGAGGAGGAAGAGGAUGAUGAGGCCUAUGAGGACGAUGAGGAUGGCAGCAGUGUUUGCAGCGGGCUGUCGGACUGCAGCACACACAGCUUAGACACAAUGGACACCGAGGAGGACGAAGAAGAGGACGAGGAAGAUGAAGAGGAUGAUGAGGAAGAUGAUGAAGAAGAGGAUGAUGAUGAUGAUUGGGAUUGCUCAAUGCAUGGAACAGGUCCACCGCCCUACACUGUCCCCCUUCCCUCUGUGAUGAGUUACUCUAACAUGAGCCCCUUCCACAGCUCGCAGCAUUAUCAAACAGACUCUCCUGCUUUUCUCAGUGAAAAUGUCCCCACACUCCCCACAGUAGAAACAGCAUUAGAGUCUGAAAUCAAACUCCACUGCCAAACAGAGCAGCAGAGCCACUUCCCUGACCCCACCGAGUCCAUGAAGCUCCAAACCUGUGCACAUGUGGACACCCGUGAGAGUAUCGCUGCCCCCGCCAAUGCAGCUGAUGAACAGCCCCCCUCCACAGACCUCCAUAACAAUCCAGAGCUGCGUGACUCACAGACUGAGGCUCCGUCUGGAUCUGAGGAGCAGAAUAAAGAGGAAAUAAUCGAGCGACCAGGACUGAAAAAGCAAAUCACAGACACAUUAUGCUCUGAGAGUACCUGAUGACUCAAAGGCUUUAGAGAGGGAUCCAUUCAUUUAAGAAAAUGUUAUCAAGAAUGGUGCCCUUCAAACAUCAGUUUCUAUUGAUAAGUGAUUCCGAAUGAGUCAUACAGAUUGUUGUUGAAGACUGGUAAACUAUAAAAAGUUCACGAACAAAACUCAAUAAAACAGCGUUUCUGUAUUUAACUAUAUGGAGUACAAUGUAUGCCCUCAUAAAGUAUUUGAUCAUUACAGCAUGUUUCCUGGUUGUGAACGGCAUCUAUGACAAAUCAACAUUUUGAGGUGCUUGUAUUGUUUCAAUAUUUUUGCAUUGUGCUGGUGUCUCAUUGAUGCUGCUAAUUGUUCUUUAUGCCUGUAUUUAUAGCAUGUGUCCAGUUUACCUAUGUUUCCAAGGCUUAACACAAACUGUAAAAUGAUAAACGGUGUCACUGACAAAACACUGGCCUUCAUAUUAACACAUAAAUCUGAUUCAAUUCGUACUGAAGCUCUUUCUUUUUUUGGCUCACAUGUUAGCCUAGUUAGCAGCUUGUCUUUGCUUCAGAAGUUUCUUAAAUCAAUUUGGACAUUAAAGCAGCUUUAAAUAAGUUUAUGAUUAACAAUGAUAUUUGUAGUGACCAACCCAUAGGCUAAACAAUUAUCCGUGACUCUGCAGUUUCUCUUAGUUAUGGAAAAUGUUAGCAUAUUUCAGCUCAUUGUUUUGGUUUUAGGCCUUAACUUUACUGUUUUGGUUCACACAACUUUCUCUCUCCCUAAAAAUGCUCUAAACAUCAAAAGCUAGCAUUUAGCUGAUGAACAUAAGGGAGUUUUUAGCAGCUAAAGAGUCAGAUAAUAUCCUCUGCAAGAAUUGGUAGAGAGCUAAACAGAGCUAAAAGGAGAGAAAGAUAUUGCAUUUAUAUUCAUUAGGUUGACAUGACUGUAAAUGCUAAAGUGGUUACGUAUUUGCUGGAUGUUUCAAACGUACCUGUUUGCUAACGCGUUAGCUGUAUCGGCUUAGCUCUGCUGCUAGGUCAGAAUUGUGCUUACAUGGCCCAAAUAAUAAGUAGUUGUACGUUUUCAUCUAGUGUGCAGUCAACAUUAUUGUUUCCAAUAACUUUUUCUAUGACCAAAUACUUUCGAAACUGAUGACAUUCCUAUAAGCCAGGCUUUACUUUGACUUAAGUGCAAAGUAGCUAGUUUCACGUGCAACAGCGAGCAGUAAUAUCAGCUUGUUAUCAUAGCAUUUGUGAGCUUGUUUACAUGCUAACGGUAGUAUUUAGCUUAAAAGUAAUUAUCAGAACUCUGCUGCCAUAAGCAUGUCUGCCAAAGUUAUCACACUAUAUAAUAACAAAAAUAAUGUCUUUCUGCCUAAAAAACACAAUUUGUCUGUGCUAAAUUUAUCAUUUUACAGUUGUGUGAACAAUGUGAUAAAACUGCACUUUUUUUUCCAGUUUUCAGGUAACUUAAGGCUUGUGUCAAGAGUAGUAACGUUGUCUCUCAACACUGCCAAACUGGAGUCCAAAUAUAUUUCAUGUUCUUUUUAAAGCAACUGUGAGUUUCCAUGAGUGUCAAUAAAAAAACUCUUAAAAGUG
This is a messenger RNA of Trematomus bernacchii (emerald rockcod), 3541 nucleotides long. RefSeq names its product cysteine/serine-rich nuclear protein 3-like. Gene Ontology annotation, cellular component: nucleus. Gene Ontology annotation, biological process: regulation of transcription by RNA polymerase II. The coding region runs from base 168 to 1976 and encodes 602 amino acids. The transcript has 5 exons. Gene Ontology annotation, molecular function: DNA-binding transcription factor activity, RNA polymerase II-specific; sequence-specific DNA binding. Lineage: Eukaryota; Metazoa; Chordata; Actinopteri; Perciformes; Nototheniidae. The record is from RefSeq and is a predicted model, not a curated record.